This is a messenger RNA of Fusarium proliferatum ET1, 582 nucleotides long. RefSeq lists its product as uncharacterized. The transcript is spliced from 2 exons. The record is from RefSeq and is a predicted model, not a curated record. Bases 1 to 582 code for a protein of 193 amino acids. NCBI's taxonomy places the organism in Eukaryota, Fungi, Ascomycota, Sordariomycetes, Hypocreales, Nectriaceae.
AUGAUCCGUAACACUCUCUUUCUUGCUGCACUAGCGGUCACUGUCAUUGCUGGACCUUGCAAACCCACCAGUUCUUCCACUGAGCUUCUGUCGACCACCAUCGGGUCGACCGAGACGUCCUAUGUCCAGACUUCUGUCACUGAGAGCACAGACGUAACCUCUUCCAUCGCCAGCUCGGAUGCGACCACUACAGCCGAAGCCACCACGACCUCAGACUCCGAGUCGACAACAACAGCUCCACCAGAUGAUAGCUGUGUACAAAGCCUUACUUUGAACAACAACGGGCCUCGGUUUACAGAUAAGAUUGCAGACUGCCAGGAUUUCAAUGUAGUCACAGUCAGCUCGUACGAAGUGACCCAGACAGUGGAAAAGCGUGGAAAUGUUAUCAUCAUUCCUACAAAUGCGAUUGUCCGUCGUGCUGAGGGUGAGGCGGCAACGACCAUCUUCCCGACUGGCAUCCCGGCUUAUGCUACAUAUUGCGAUAGUCCAUCAGCGUACUAUGAGGCUUGCUCUGAGCUUGGUAUCACUGCGUCCACAACUACAAUUCCGGAACCUACAACGACUGAAACUAUUACUUACUGA